ACUAAUCACCCCGCCGUACAAAUUAAAUGGAACUUUUUCCACUGUUGUCGGCGGCGAUUAAAUCAUUAGAUAAGUUCUGGAGGGGUUUUCUUUUCGAAUGAAAUCGAAAUUGAUGCACAGAUAACAAUGGAAAGCAUAAUUUAAGCUUGUUAUUAGCAGUAAAAGUGAGGGUAUUUAUGCUCCACUUCAAUUCAAAGGUGGCUGUCAUCAUUGUGACGAUGAUCUCAAGACAAAGCAACUAACUGCGCUUAGCGAUUCGUCAAAUUUAUUUAUGCUAAUGAUGUUGGCGUAAAAAGAUUAAAGCAGAUGGUAUUGUUCUCAUGUUUUGGCAGCGACGGCAGCACUGACCCAUAGAUAACAAGCGACGACCCACCGAUGGAUGGACAAGCAGAUAGUUUAGCCGAAUGUGUGUUUUUUCUCUUGUUUUUUUUUUUGCUUCUUUAUUUUACGCAUUCUUUCACUUUCGGGUCGGCAAAAUUUCUUAAUUUCUAUCGCACACGGCGGAGAUUUGCAAAAUGUUGUAAAAAUAUUAGCUGAUUGCUUUGGCCAGCGCUGCCAUGGGUGAAAUUUGCAUUAUGGCCAAAACGAAAUCUCAUCAAAUAUGUUAAAAUCGGUAAAAUGGAGUUCUGUCGAAUGGAGUGAAAUCAGUCUUCUUAGAUAUUCGGAUUAAAACGGUUGACUUGUGGCGCGAAGUGCAAAAAUACAACCAGAGCGGAUAGACGGAGAACAAAAAUAAAAUGUUGGACAAAUUAAGAAGCCUGAUUACAGUGCUCCUAUUGCUGGCAGUUUUAAUGAGGUAUUCGGAAGGAGCUUCCGAGGAGGAGACCGAAGAUAUUAUUAUUGAACUGCCCAGUUUGGGUAAAAUACAGGGCAAGGUUGUUGAAACCGCUUGGACCCAAAGAGAGGUUGUGCAGUUUGUGGAUGUACGUUAUGCUGAGUCACCUUCGGGAAAGCACAGAUUUAAGGCCCCUCGUCCUGUGGAACCCUGGGAGGAUGUUAUGGAUGCCACAGCUGCAAAAAUUGGCUGCCCCUCCAUUGUGGCAUUGGAAUCGUUACGCAAAUUGGAUGACUUCAUUGACAUUGAGGAUUGCCUGACCAUGACCAUUACCACUCCCAAUGUGAAUGGCAGUUAUCCGGUUUUAGUUUACAUACAUGGAGAGUAUUUCUUUGAGGGCAGCAACUCCGAAGCACCACCCGAUUAUCUCUUGGAAAAGGAUAUUGUGUUGGUGGCUCCACAAUAUCGUUUGGGACCAUUUGGUUUCUUGUCCACCAAGACGGAAGAAAUUCCCGGCAAUGCCGGAGUUUUGGAUAUAUUUUUAGCUUUGCAGUAUAUCAAGUAUUUCAUUAAAUACUUUGGCGGUGAUCCUGAUAAGGUUACAGUGGCCGGCCAAGUGGGUGGUGCAGCCAUUGCCCAUCUUUUGACACUAUCACCAAGGGUGGAAAAGGGCCUCUUCCAUCAGGUUAUAUAUCACUCCGGUUCAGCUCUAAUGCCCAUUUUCAUUGAGGACAAUCCCCGUAAAUUUGCCCAAGAAAUUGCCGGAAAGGGUGAUUGCACGUUGGCGACUGUGGGAGAUUUGAACAGAUGUUUAAUGGAUAUGUCACCCAUGGAACUAUUGGAGGCAUUUAUGGAUCAUGGUAUUGAAAAAUCUGAUUUAGGUGUGGGCCACACUGGCGGUAUCCAGUUUACAAUUGGUGGACCAAGUAAUGUUUUACCCGAACAUCCUUAUGAUCUGAUGCUGAAGAGUAAUUUUUCGUAUCCAGCCAUGGGUGGUUGUCCUAAAAACGCUGGGUCGAAGACAGUAAAUGAAAUUGUUGAAAACGAUUUUGAGGGUAAAAUACCCGAUGAUACCUACACCAGUUUUGAUUAUAUUGAUCAUGUGAUACGACAAGCUGUGGGCACGGAUAAAACAAUGCUCUUGACCAGUUUUAUUACACAUGAUUUCUUUAAUCGCCGGCUAAUGGAGAAUGGUACCUUUGCCACACUGAUACCGAGACUUAUAGAUGUGGCUGGAACCUUGUUACACAAAUUACCUGUUUUAUUGGCCCUGAACAUGAACAACAAACAUGUGCCGGAGAAUACUUUCCUGUACUCCUUCGAUUAUGCAGGAGAAUUUAAUCGCUAUCGUGAUAUGGAUGAGGAACACAACAUGCAAAGUCCUUUCAAGGCUGGUGUAUCGUUGACCGAUGAAGCUUUGUACCUCUUCCCAUACCCAGAACAUGUGCGCAAUCUCAGUCCUCCCGAUGUGGCUAUGGCCAAGCGUAUGGUAGAUUUGUGGACCUCAUUUGUAAUCGAUGGCCAUCCCUUGGGUAGCCAUCGCAGUGGUUAUUGGCCUCCCAUGACCACUUUGUACGGGCCCUAUGCCAAGCUGGAUGAAACUUUGACAAUAGCUGGAAAUUAUUUCAAAGAAUUUUCGGCCACCACAAUGGAUGAGGAACAGGGUCACAGCUUGAUUAGAGAAGUGUAUUACUUGCGGAGGAAUCAUUCGCGCAAACACACAAGGCGAACUACGAAAGUGAAUCCUCGACGAAGAUUUACCAUAAAUCGUCAUCGACUUUUGAAUGGCUCCAGCCGUAAUGCCAAUAUUUCCGCCAUCCAUGUGGGCAAAUUUGUAACCAAAAAUAGUAUAGUACGAAGGCAUCCUAGUAGAAAUAAGGUUAUUUAUAGACAUUAAGAAGUGAAACAAAAUGUUGGAAAAAUUAA
Musca domestica (house fly) is the source of this 2701-nucleotide messenger RNA. Its product is annotated as glutactin. The transcript has 6 exons. Lineage: Eukaryota; Metazoa; Arthropoda; Insecta; Diptera; Muscidae. The coding region runs from base 738 to 2672 and encodes 644 amino acids. The record is from RefSeq and is a predicted model, not a curated record.